GGAGUCUUGCUCUGUCACCCAGGGUGGAGUACAAUGGUGCUAUCUUGGCUCACUGCAACCUCCACCCCCUGGGUUCAAGCAAUUCUCCUGCCUCAGCCUCCCAAGUAGCUGGGAUUACAGGCACAUGCUACCAUGCCUGGCUAAUUUUUGUAUUUUUUUAGUAGAGACGGGGUUUCACCAUGUUGGCCAGGCUGGUCUCAAACCCCUGACCUUGUGAUCUGCCCACCUCAGCCUCCCAAAAUGCUAGGAUUACAGGCGUGAGCCACUGUGCCCGGCCCAAAGAGGUCAUUUUUUUAAUAUGCAGCAUUAAUUACAGGAACAUUCAUCUACCCCUCCACUCUCAACAUCCUCAGUCAGAUGGUUUCCCCAGCCCUCAUUAAAGCACUGAGAUCCCCACCUCAUACUAUGAUUCUUGCAUUAAUUAUUUUACACUUCAGCACCAUUACUUAACGUUUUGUCAGUGAACAUUCUCCCAGUGCAGCAAAACUUCAGAAUCAGACUAAUGGGGGAAGUAAGGCCUUUGUGCACGUGUGAAAACACAGAACUAGGGAAUAUUUCAAAACAAACUGAAAAGCAAUUCCAAGUUUACUUUGUCUAAGAACAAAUAGAUCUAAAACAACAAAGUUUUACCUGAUACGUACCCUCACGGGAAUUGAUUCAGGGAAGAGCCAAGAGUAUUUUGCAAAUAGCAUAACAUAGCAGUUUAGAUUCUAAUGCACCUUGGUAAUCACAAAGUCAGAAAGGCUUGGGUAUGGUGUGAAAUGCACAGUUAUUUGAUGUUUUGAGCCUGGCUUAACAAGGGAAUGUAAAAUGAUCAAGUAAUGGGAAUUUUUUUUUUUUUUUUUGGUUUUAAGGAGCAGAGAGUUUAAUAGGCAAGAAGGAAGGGAGAAGACAGAAGGAAGAGCUCCCCCAUACAGAGACAGAGGGAGGGGGGCUCCAAAGCCGAAAGAGGAGGUCCCCAAGUACUGUGGACACCAGCCAGGUAUAUAUGCAGAGGCUGGAGGAGGCAAUGUCUGAUUUGCAUAGGGCUCAGGGGAGAGAUGAAAACAUAAAUAAUAUGGAAGAUGGGAACCCUCAGGCCUACCUCAACUUGAAAAUGGGUGUAAUAACAGUACUGGCCUUCUAGCAUUGCUACGGAGAUUAAAUGUGAUCAUGCAUUCAAGGGCUUAGCACAGGGCCAGGCUGCUGGGAAAGGCUUGAUGAUAAUAUCGGUAAUAAAACCUGUUACAAUUACUAUUGUUGGUAUUAGUAUCCACUCAUUUGCAAACAGAUUCAGCCCACUUUGAACAGCUAGGACGCCCACUCCAUGCUCAGUAUCUCUGAGUAAGGAGGAGGCUGGCCAGCAAUGAACCCAGUGGAACCCAGUAGACUCCUGGCUUUCAUCCCAGCCCACCGCAAGCCAGCUGGGUGACUUCUGAACCCAUCCCUAACCAGCUGUGUAACCUCUCUGUAUCUUGCUUUCUCAUCUGCAAAGAGGGCAUAACAACAGUAACCGCGUAGCUCUUAGAACAGCGUCUGGCAUGUGAGCCACUGAUGUGGAUGUGGGGCUUCUGAAAUUUCGGGAGGUUCUCAGGGGUGUAUCUUCUCUUUAAUGCUGCUAUGGUCUGAAUAUUGAUUUCCCCCUAAAUCCAGGUAAUGAAAUCCUAACCCCCAAGGUGAUGGUACUUGGAGGUGGGGCCUUUGGAGGGGAUUAGAUCAUGAGGGCAGAGUCCUCAUAAAUAGGAUUAGUGCCCUUAUAAAAGAGGCCUCAGAGGUGGGCAGAUCACAAGGUCAGGAGUUGGAGACCAUCCUGGCUAACACGGUGAAACCCCAUCUCUACUAAAAAUACAAAAAAAAUUAGCCGGGCUUAGGUGGUGCACGCCUGUAGUCCCAGCUACUCGGGAGGCUGAGGCAGGAGAGUGGCAUAAAACCUGGGAGGCGGAGGUUGCAAUGAGCCAAGACGCGCCACUGCACUCCAGCCUGGGAGACAGAGCAAGACUCUGUCUCGAAAAAAAGAAAAAGAGGCCUCAGAGAGCUGCCCUGCCCUUUCCACCAUAUGAGGACCCAGCAGGAAGGCACCAUCAUGAGAAACGGGGCUCUCACAGGACACCAACUCUUGAUCUUGGACUUCUCAUCCUCCAGAACCGUGAGAAAUAAGUUUCUAUUAUUUACAAGCCACCCAGUUCAUGGUGUUUAUAAACUGCUGAGACAAACACCACUAAAUCUUGCCCUUAUAAUCCUGUUGAUAAUUACGCAAGAGUAAAUUUUGUUCUGGUCUCAACCAAAUGAUGAAAACUCCAAAUCAGUGGAAUCUGAACUCUGAGGUUAGCCGGUGAUCUCCGUCUGGCCUGUACGAGUUUCCCUCCUGCAACAAAGUCACUCCCUUGCCUGCUCUCAGAGAACCUUUGUGUUCUGGGCCAGCCACCCACUAGGAAGGGGUUCAAAGGCCUGUCUGCUCACAAACAAGAAACAAAAAAGACCAGACAGGAGAGAAGGCAGGGAGCUGGUGGGCAGAGUAUCUAGAAGGAACCAACGUGUGAAGCCUCACACCCAAGUCCUCUCCUCGCCUCCCUUUUCUAGAAAUGUUUCCUGGGGCCUUUGGGACCAGAUGCUCUGCCAAACACAUUCAAGACCUAUUUCUCUGAAUCCUCCCAACAUUCUGGUGCAGGAGGUUGUAUUAUUCUUAUUGCCAUCCCUGUUGUAGAGCGACGGAACUGAGGCAUGGACGGGCUGAGUAACUUGCUCCAGCAACAGCUCACCAGUGGCAGAACCAGGAAUCGAAGCCAGAUUUGCCUAACUGCACAACUGGUGCCACAAAACCCUCGGCUAUGCCGUCCCCGCUUUACCACCCGCCCUCCCUCCCUCCUCCUGGUUCCACCUAUAGCCCAGGAGCUCUCCUGACCCUCCAGAAACCCUGGCUUAGCCCAGGCUGUAAGCAAUGUCCUAAGCUAAAUUCCCCACACCAGUGGGAGGGAUGGGUGUGAAGGGGUCAAUGCUGGUCCCACCACGUAUGAUCUUGGUGGAGUCUUGCCUUAUUUCUCUACAAGGUGAUCUUCUCAUGGUGGGGGGUAACUGCAGUUAAGCUACUUCAGUUUCUAAAGGGAAAGAUGAAUGGGAGGCACCUUUUAAUCAGAGCUUCAGCAAUCUCAGCUUGUUUAAUAGUUUUAUAAAUAUUUGUGAAACAGCAUUCUAUUACUACCUAAAGGCACUGUUGUCUUUAACAAAAACACCUUUUUGUGGGCAAUAAAUGUUCUUUUUAAAAACAUAACCAAAAGAAAAAAAAACCCUUAACUGGAUGUAAAAUAAUGUAAAUCUGCCACUGCCUCCACAGCUAGAUGGGUGGAAAAGAGGUAAAAUGGCAUUUUACAGAGUCCACAGGGAAUUCUGAGAGUAAAUUCAGACACAAAUUGAUUUGUGUUCAUUUUUUAUGCUGCUAACACUUAGUGCUCAAACAGCAGUUUCUUAAGGCGUAAGUACAGUCAAGGCCCUUGGGGUCAGCCUCUUAACACCUCCACCCCCAGGCUGGGAAAGCGCACGCGGGCCUCUGCUCUGUGAUGGGGAGCAGAUGCCUGUGCCAUGUCAGACAGCGUGACAUCACAGUGUCUGCCCUCAGCCGCUGUACCCCAUCGGGGGAGAUACCUCAAUGGAAGCGCCGUCUUUCCGGCUCUCACACUCCUACCAAAGCCCAUUUAACUGGCACGUUCUCCUGCCCUAUUUGGUAUUAGGGCUGGGAUGUCAGAGAGAUAUUAUGACAUAGUCCUUGUUCUCAGAUAAUUCAUGAUACAUUUCAGAGACAAAAGCAUCACCUGUGGGACAACAGUCACCCAUCAGUGACUAUCACCCUUGGCAAGUGUCCACAGAGGAUUCUGAGUAGGGAGGACAGCGGGGGUCAGGGCCCUGAGUUCCAGGCCAGCACCGGGCCACCUGGACCCUCCCAUUCUCUGCUGCUCACCAGUUGAGGGAAUGUAGGGAAGUCGUCUAACUUCACUGAGCCUUAAAAUCCUCAUUGUUCCUAUCUCAAAGGAGUGACAGGAUCACUAAAUAAUGACAUAUAAUAAUAGCAAAUUAAGGAGUGCUUUAUAGGUGCCAGACACUGUUUUAAAUGACGUGUAUUUGUAUAUAUAAAUCUCAGGAACAACCCUGUGAGGUAGAUUCUUUUACUCAUCCCCUUGUGGCAGAUGAGAAACUGAGGCACAGAGAGGUUAAAUAAAUGGCACAAGGUCACCCAGCAAGAAAAUGGUAGAACCCUUUUUGGCUCUCUGACUAGCAUCAUGGCGGUUGGCAAGAACAAACGCCUUACGAAAGGCGGCAAAAAGGGAGCCAAGAAGAAAGUGGUUGAUCCAUUUUCUAAGAAAGAUUGGUAUGAUGUGAAAGCACCUGCUAUGUUCAAUAUAAGAAAUAUUGGAAAGACGCUCGUCACCAGGACCCAAGGAACGAAAAUUGCAUCUGAUGGUCUCAAGGGUCGUGUGUUUGAAGUGAAUCUUGCUGAUUUGCAGAAUGAUGAAGUUGCAUUUAGAAAAUUCAAGCUGAUUACUGAAGAUGUUCAAUGUAAAAACUGCCUGACUAACUUCCAUGGCAUGGAUCUUACCCGUGACAAAAUGUGUUCCAUGGUCAAAAAAUGGCAGACAAUGAUUGAAGCUCAUGUUGAUGUCAAGACUACUGAUGGUUACUUGCUUCGUCUGUUCUGUGUUGGUUUUACUAAAAAACGUAACAAUCAGAUACGGAAGACCUCUUACGCUCAGCACCAACAGGUCCGCCAAAUCCGGAAGAAGAUGAUGGAAAUCAUGACCCGAGAGGUGCAGACAAAUGACUUGAAAGAAGUGGUCAAUAAAUGGAUUCCAGACAGCAUUGGAAAAGACAUAGAAAAGGCUUGCCAAUCUAUUUAUCCUCUCCAUGAUGUCUUCGUUAGAAAAGUAAAAAUGCUGAAGAAGCCCAAGUUUGAAUUGGGAAAGCUCAUGGAGCUUCAUGGUGAAGGCAGUAGUUCUGGAAAAGCCACUGGGGACGAGACAGGUGCUAAAGUUGAACGAGCUGAUGGAUAUGAACCACCAGUCCAAGAAUCUGUUUAAAGUUCAGACUUCAAAUAGUGGCAAAUAAAAAGUGUUAUUUGU
This is a messenger RNA of Symphalangus syndactylus (siamang), 5087 nucleotides long. Its product is annotated as small ribosomal subunit protein eS1-like. Lineage: Eukaryota; Metazoa; Chordata; Mammalia; Primates; Hylobatidae. Gene Ontology annotation, cellular component: ribosome. Gene Ontology annotation, biological process: translation. The record is from RefSeq and is a predicted model, not a curated record. Gene Ontology annotation, molecular function: structural constituent of ribosome.